This is a messenger RNA of Daucus carota subsp. sativus, 857 nucleotides long. RefSeq lists its product as uncharacterized. Lineage: Eukaryota; Viridiplantae; Streptophyta; Magnoliopsida; Apiales; Apiaceae. The transcript is spliced from 4 exons. The coding region runs from base 105 to 758 and encodes 217 amino acids. The record is from RefSeq and is a predicted model, not a curated record.
UUAUCCACUUCUCUUUAUUCGUAUUCAAUAGCAACCAAAGUCCCAAACAACUCUCUCUACGCAACAUUUUCUGCAUUUUGCGCAAGGUAUUAGAAGAAUUCGAUAUGUCGAUCGCACGAUCAAUUGUGUGCGGGAUUUCCUGCACUAGUAUAACGCCGUUGCCGAGAUACCGGGCUCUCGUCUUUAAUCCUAUUUUCGAGACACGAGUACGAGGACACGGGAAUAAAUCUUUAUACUCCGCAAACAGGAGUUUGCGGUUUUCGACAUGGCAACAUGAGAGCAAGAUCAAAAGGAAUUUCGCGGUCUACUCGAGUAUACCACCUGAAGUUCCGGUUUCUUCAGGCGGUCUUCCCGGCGGUCUCCCAGGCUCUUGGAAAAAUUGGCUGCUGGGGAUGGUGGUCACAGUUCUUAUACCAUUGUUGACUAACAAGUGGGGAGCUUUGUUGAAAUGGACACGUAAGAAUGAAGAACAAGUAGAAUCGGCAGUACAAACGGUGGAAGACAUCGUGGAAGCGGUGGAAGACGCGGCGGAGAAGGUGGAGAAAUUCGCCGAAGACAUCAUCGAGGACUUGCCAGAAGGCAAAUUCAAGACUGCACUGGGUCGAAUCGAGCAUGUAGCAGAAGAAGUUGCCAAAGACGCCAAGCAAAUUGACAAUGUCAUUGAUAAGUUUCAGGAAGUAGAAGACAAGGUGCAUGCUUAUAUUGAAGAAAAACAGAGCAACAGGACCGCCGAGAAAGACAAAGACAAAGAAGAUUAAUUAAAUUAUAAUAUAUUGAGCUGUAAUUGUAAUUUAUUUAAAUUAAAUUUGUAAUUCAUUGUAUUAAUCUGAUUAAAGUUAUUUAUUUCAUUAUUUACA